UUUUGUAACAUCGUGCAACUUUAUUAUCUACUCAAUUCCAGCCGGUGAAGGUAAACAAAUAUAAUAAAUUUAAUAUUAUAAUUUAAUAAAUGGCAAAACAUCAUCCAGAUUUAAUAUUUUGUCGGAAGCAACCUGGAGUUGCCAUUGGUCGAUUGUGCGAAAAAUGUGAUGGCAAAUGUGUUAUUUGCGAUUCUUAUGUUCGACCAUGUACCUUAGUACGUAUCUGUGAUGAGUGCAAUUAUGGUUCUUAUCAAGGACGAUGUGUUAUAUGCGGUGGACCAGGUGUUUCCGAUGCUUACUAUUGCAAAGAAUGCACAAUUCAGGAAAAAGACCGUGACGGAUGUCCGAAGAUUGUAAACCUUGGAAGUUCCAAAACAGAUCUGUUCUAUGAACGGAAAAAAUAUGGAUUCAAACAAAACUAUUAACAUUGGAUAUUAUACGUCUAUAUUUUAUACUUCAAUCCACAAAAUAUGUAAAUGUAAUAUGUAGUCUAAUAUAACUUUAAACGAAAAGCAAACAAGAUUAAUUAAUUUCAAA
This is a messenger RNA of Zeugodacus cucurbitae (melon fly), 537 nucleotides long. It is a transcript of the gene Phf5a, whose product is annotated as PHD finger-like domain-containing protein 5A. Bases 90 to 425 code for a protein of 111 amino acids. The record is from RefSeq and is a predicted model, not a curated record. Gene Ontology annotation, biological process: mRNA splicing, via spliceosome. NCBI's taxonomy places the organism in Eukaryota, Metazoa, Arthropoda, Insecta, Diptera, Tephritidae. Gene Ontology annotation, cellular component: U12-type spliceosomal complex; precatalytic spliceosome; catalytic step 2 spliceosome. The transcript has 4 exons.